Messenger RNA from Tachysurus vachellii, 807 nucleotides. Its product is annotated as putative nuclease HARBI1. The coding region runs from base 1 to 807 and encodes 268 amino acids. NCBI's taxonomy places the organism in Eukaryota, Metazoa, Chordata, Actinopteri, Siluriformes, Bagridae. The transcript has a single exon. The record is from RefSeq and is a predicted model, not a curated record.
AUGGUUUACUUGGACUAUUUUAAUGAUGAUGAAAGGGUACCACCAAGACCAGAUCGGCGGGCAAUUAUAGACAGGAGCAACCCACUGAAUGAGUUUGAUGAAAUUAACUUUCGUGACCGUUUUCGUAUGUACAAACAAAAUGUAGCUGACAUAAUUAUUUUGCUUGAACCAAGGCUUUCAUCUCACUCUUUAAGGGGAAGGCCUAUCCCUCCUUCCUUACAAAUUCUGAUUACCUUGAGGUUUUUGGCAUGUGGAACAUUCCAUCGUGAAACAGGAGAUUUGUGUGGCGUGAGUGAACCAACAGUGUGUAAAAUAGUCCACCAAGUCUGCAAUGCUAUAUGUAAACUAAAAGAUGACUACAUCAAGUUCCCUGAUGCUGCUACCCAAGCCAUCUACAAGGUGCAGUUCUAUGAAUAUGGCAAUUUCCCUGGAGUCAUUGGCUGCAUUGAUGGGUGUCAUACUCCCAUAAAGCGUCCCUCGACACCAGAUGCUGAAGAGUACAGGAAUCAUAAAAACUGGUUCUCAAUAAAUGUGCAAAGUGUGUGCACUCCAACUAGGCAGUUCUCCAACAUUGUUGCACACUGGAAAGGUGCAAUUCAUGACUCAAGGACUUUCCAAAACUCCUCUUUGUAUGCUCAUUUGGAAGGAGGACAACAUAGUGGAAUCAUACUUGGUGACAGUGGGUAUGCACAGAACAACUUCUUGUUCACCCCCUAUCUUCAUGCAGUCACACCAGAGCAACAGAGGUACAACCAAGCACACAUCCGCACUAGAGGUAUAGUGGAGCACAUGUUUGGUGUGUGGUAG